AUGAGUAUAUCAAGCGAUGGAGACUAUACUGAGAUGGAAGUUGAGGAAGAUGGAAUGUGGAAAAAAGUUAGACGCAAAACAAAAGACAAAUUACACAAUAUUCCAAAAAGACUUAAUCAACUAACAAAAGAAAUUGAUGAUAUUAUUGGCACAAGCUCCCAGACUACAAAUACCAAAAAUCCCACCUACAAAAACUUAUCAGAUACAAACAGAAAUCCUCAACCACACAAAAACAGUUAUACCAACAAAAACAAUUUUAAUAAAAACUACUCACCAGUAAUGAACACAAUAGUCAACAAAAAGUAUGAUAAUAUGUUUUAUUUAGAAGCAGAAAGUUCAUGCACUAGAAUGAAUAUUAGUACAGGGUGGAACCAAAUUUUUCCUAACGCUGAUGAUAUUAUAAUAAAAAUUGUUUUAAAAACAAAUACCAACAAAGAUGAAAUAAUGGGAGUCCUUGACAGAUAUGUUGAAAAUGGCAAGAUUCUAAGCUAUAAAGAAAGCAACCCUAACACAAAACCUCCUACUUCUUCACCACUCCCCUCUUACUCUGUUAUAAUCGCCAGGAUAGAGCAGGAAAUAGACGAAAAUUCAAUUAGCAGACACCUCACAAAUCUUAAUCUAGAACAUAGAUACUGCAAAAGAAUAAUAGCCAGAAGCAAUGCAGAACCCACAAUAAUGAUAAGGAUCAUUACAGGAUCACAGACCACCUCUGAAAUUCUUCUAUCUCAUGGCCUACAUUAUCAUUAUCAACACUAUCCAGUCUAUCCUAGCAAAGCUCCAGAGCCUGUACCACAACCAUGUAGCAAAUGGCAAGAAUAUACCCAUACAACAGAGAAUUGUAAAAAUACACAAAUUUGACCAAAAUGCCUUGGAAAUCACCCAAUAAAUAAAUGCACUUCAACACUCCCACCCAAAUGUCGAAGUUGCGCAGAAGAAGAUCACCAGGCGUGGUCUUACAAAUGCCCUAAACGACCAACAAAACCCAUUGAUGGUAUUCCAAAUGUCUCAAUCAAAUCUUUGAACAAGAAGUCAAGAGAAAUUAAUCCAGAACUUAAGAAAAACCGCAUACAUGAACCAAUUACUGUACACGACCAUGUCAUUAACACAUACAUUAAUAAGCUGAAUGACCCUGUAGAACACAACAGAGAUGAACUAUUACUAAAACUCAGAAAAAGAUUUGUAAACAACUACAACA
Messenger RNA from Psylliodes chrysocephalus, 1195 nucleotides. NCBI's taxonomy places the organism in Eukaryota, Metazoa, Arthropoda, Insecta, Coleoptera, Chrysomelidae. The record is from the annotation of a GenBank genome assembly.